This is a messenger RNA of Propithecus coquereli (Coquerel's sifaka), 786 nucleotides long. RefSeq names its product replication protein A4, 30kDa (gene RPA4). NCBI's taxonomy places the organism in Eukaryota, Metazoa, Chordata, Mammalia, Primates, Indriidae. Bases 1 to 786 code for a protein of 261 amino acids. The record is from RefSeq and is a predicted model, not a curated record. The transcript has a single exon. Gene Ontology annotation, cellular component: chromosome, telomeric region; DNA replication factor A complex; site of double-strand break. Gene Ontology annotation, molecular function: DNA binding. Gene Ontology annotation, biological process: DNA replication; nucleotide-excision repair; double-strand break repair via homologous recombination.
AUGAGUAAGAGUGGGUUCGGAAGCUAUGGCAGCAUGUCUGCUCAGGGUGGAGCUAGUGGAGGCAGUGACCAACCGUCUGAGGGAAGUGUAGCUCUAGUUACUAAAUCCCCCAGACUCGGGGCCCGAAUUCAGGAAAUUAUACCUUGUUGUGUAAACCAGCUGCUCACCUCUACUCUGGUUGACAACGUGUUCAAGAUUAGGGGAGUUGUAGUUUCCCAGGUCUCCAUUGUGGGGAUAAUCAGACGGGCAGAGAGGGCUCGAAACAGCAUUCUUUACAAAAUCGAUGAUAUGACCUCGAAGCCAAUCGAGGCCCGGCAUUUGCUUGGCAGAGUUAAAGCCAAGCAUACCACUCCGCUACCAGUCGGAGUAUAUGCUAAAGCGUUUGGCUUCCUUAAAUAUUCCAUGGGAGCAAAGAGUCUCGAGGUAUUGAAAAUCCGUGUCUUGGAGGACAUGAAUGAGUUCACCGUACAUAUCCUGGAAACGGUCAAUGCACACAUGAUGCUGGAUAAAGCCCAUCAGGAGACCGCUGGGGAAAGUGUGCCUUCGGCCCCAUCGCAAAUGGAUGACGUCGGGGAUUCUCACGAGAGUUGCCUCCGCCUCAUCCGGAAGAAAGUGCUGCGUUUGAUUCACGAGUGUCCUCAACAGGAAGGGAAGAGCAUCCAGGAGCUCCAGACCCAGCUCAGCAGCCUGAACAUCAAAGCCAUCAAGGAAGCGAUUAAUUAUUUGACCAUUGAGGGCCACAUCUAUUCCACUGUGGAUCAGGAGCACUUUCGAGCCACUGAUUGA